This is a messenger RNA of Ictalurus punctatus (channel catfish), 3504 nucleotides long. RefSeq names its product hydroxyacyl-CoA dehydrogenase trifunctional multienzyme complex subunit alpha a (gene hadhaa). Gene Ontology annotation, cellular component: mitochondrial fatty acid beta-oxidation multienzyme complex; mitochondrion. Lineage: Eukaryota; Metazoa; Chordata; Actinopteri; Siluriformes; Ictaluridae. The record is from RefSeq and is a predicted model, not a curated record. Gene Ontology annotation, molecular function: NAD+ binding; enoyl-CoA hydratase activity; long-chain (3S)-3-hydroxyacyl-CoA dehydrogenase (NAD+) activity. Bases 64 to 2355 code for a protein of 763 amino acids. Gene Ontology annotation, biological process: fatty acid beta-oxidation. The transcript has 20 exons.
UUGGGUUGGGUUGUCUCGCGCACGUACCUGUGGUGGUGUGAGUGCACUCGAGCUGGAGCUGCGAUGGCGAGUCUGAGAGCUGCGGCGGCUUUGUGCAGGUUGACAACAAGCAAAUAUUCCUACUGCUCAGGAAAUGGACAUCGUAACCUCUCUGUGUCAGCAGCAUUACUUGCUCGCACUCAUGUUAAUUAUGACAUUAAAGGUGACGUGGCGGUUGUGAGGAUCAACGAUCCAACCUCCAAGGUGAACACACUGUCGAAGCAGUUGCAGGCCGAGCUGACGGAGGUGAUGGGGGAGAUUUGGGGAAACGGAGCGAUUAAGAGUGCGGUGCUCAUCUCCACCAAACCGGGCUGCUUCAUCGCCGGAGCUGAUAUCAACAUGAUCAAGGCCUGUACGAGUGCAGAGGAAGUGACAUCCCUGUCACAGGAAGGACAGAAGAUGUUUGAGAAGAUCGAGAAGUCGCCCAUCCCCAUCGUGGCAGCCAUUAACGGCUCCUGCCUGGGCGGCGGCCUGGAGUUUGCGAUCGCGUGUCAGUACCGAGUGGCCACUAAGAGUAAGAAGACGGUUCUGGGUACGCCGGAGGUGAUGCUGGGACUCCUGCCCGGAGCUGGAGGAACUCAGAGACUACCCAAGAUGGUGGGACUUCCUGCUGCCUUCGAUAUGAUGCUGACGGGGAGGAACAUCCGAGCAGACAAGGCCAAGAAGAUGGGUCUCGUCCACCAAGUCAUCGACCCCCUCGGUCCAGGACUGAAGAGCCCAGAGGAAAGGACUAUAGACUAUCUGGAAGAAGUGGCUGUGGACGUUGCGAAAGGCCUCGCUAAUAAGAAGGUCACUGUGGAGAAGAAGAAAGGCUUAAUGCAGAAGCUGCAGGAUUCGGUGAUGGGAAUGGCUUUUGUGAGGAAACAGAUCUACAACACGGUCACCAAGAAAGUCAUGAAACAAACCAAAGGCCUUUAUCCAGCGCCGCUCAAGAUCAUAGAGUGUGUGCAGACGGGUAUAGAGAAAGGUUCAGAUGCAGGAUACCAGAAGGAGUCAGAGAACUUCGGCAAGCUGGCGAUGACGUCGGAAUCGCGCGGUCUGAUUGGUCUGUACCAGGGUCAGGUGACCUGUAAGAAGAAUAAUUUCGGUAAACCAGAGAGAGAAGUGAAGACCUUGGCGAUCCUGGGGGCGGGGCUUAUGGGGGCGGGUAUCGCCCAGGUAACUGUGGAUAAGGGCGUGGCCACCAUCCUGAAGGACACGACGGUGGAGGGAUUGGCCAGAGGACAACAGCAGGUCUACAAGGGACUGGAUGAUAAAGUAAAGAAGAAGAACAUAACGUCGUUCGAGAGAGAUACGACUCUGUCGGUCCUGACCUCGCAGCUGGACUACAGCGGCUUUACGAAGGCUGACAUGGUGAUCGAGGCCGUGUUCGAGGAUCUGGCCAUCAAACACCGAGUGCUGAAGGAGGUGGAAGCUGUGACCCCUCCGCACUGCAUCUUUGCCUCCAACACAUCAGCGUUGCCCAUCAAAGACAUCGCCGCCAUCAGCACCAGACCUGACAAGGUGAUCGGGAUGCACUAUUUCUCUCCGGUUGAUAAGAUGCAGUUGUUGGAGAUCAUCACAACUGAUAAAACAUCUAAAGACACGACGGCGUCGGCUGUAGCUCUCGGCCUCAAGCAGGGCAAAGUCAUCAUCGUGGUGGGGGAUGGACCGGGAUUCUACACCACUCGCUGCCUGGCUCCGACCCUCUCAGAGGCGAUCAGAGUGCUGCAGGAAGGGGUGGGGCCUAAGAAGCUGGACACCUUGACGACAGGGUUUGGGUUUCCCGUCGGCGUGGCGACGCUGGUGGACGAGGUAGGGGUUGACGUUGCAGCUCACGUGGCUGAGGAUCUCGGGAAGGCGUUCGGUUCACGGUUCGGAGGCGGGAGCGUGGAGGUGCUGAAGAGCAUGGUGCAGAAAGGCUUCAAGGGUCGUAAAUCGGGUAAGGGCUGUUACGUGUACGGAGCCAAAUCAAAGGAUAAGCAGCUGAACUCAGGAACUGAGGAGAUUCUGAAGAAGUUUAAACUGGUGGCGCCCCCUGCUGUGUCUGGAGAUGAGGACGUACAGUAUCGGCUCGUGUCCCGAUUCGUGAACGAGGCUGUCCUGUGCCUGCAGGAGGGAAUUCUGCCCGAUCCCGUCCAAGGAGACAUCGGAGCAGUGUUCGGACUCGGCUUCCCUCCCUGUCUCGGAGGUCCGUUCCGCUUCGUGGACUUGUUCGGCGCUGAUAAACUCGUUCAGAAGAUGAGACGGUACGAAGACGUGUACGGAAACCAGUUCACCCCCUGCCAGAUCCUCCUCGAUCACGCCAAGGAUCCCAGCAAGAAGUUCCACAAGUGAACCUCAAAGCGCGAAAGGUUCUAACCCGUGUAAGAGCAUCGUAGCCUUCCGACCUCGAGCUUCAUCCUGAGGAGGAACGUCUUGUCUGUCUAUACGCACUCGAACACACCGUCUGGAACACACGACUCCCUCGUAAUGAACCGAUUCCUGCCUCCGUAGCACAUACGGACAUAGCACCGUUUUGAUUUGUGAGAAUUAUUGAACCGACAUUUCUCUUACUACACAGUUCCUAAAAUCGUUCCGAAGGUCUGUGUGAUCUAAGAGUUCUACAGAAGGGAAAUCUGUCACGUGUCUGUACCUGCGAAGAAGCGAAAAAUGCGUGGUAUGUUCUGUAAAAUCGUGGCUGGUUGUGUGUUUAAAAGUUGCUCAUUUAGUUCUCGCUGAAUCUUAGUUUGUUUGUUUGUUUUUCUUUUCUUAGAUUAAAAAUCAGCACCUUCUAUGAGUUAGCGUUCGUAUGCAGGAGAAAGUCGACGGGGGGGGGGUUUUCUUCAUUUACUGCUCGUUUGUAUCGAAUACGGUUUAAGGGAAAAAAGUGGGCGUGUCCUAAUUAUUUUGAGUAGGGUUGAUUCAGCAGAAAAAGCGGAGAUGUGGACGUGAAAGAGAAGUCACGUGUAGUAUUAUUAACCUCGGUAAAGAACCGGAUUAGCAUGCUAGCUAGCCGCUUUAAAUCGUUAAAGGGGUAGUUUGGCCGAAAAUUAAACUCCCGUCAUCGUUGACUCGCCCUCGCGUCGUUCCAAAGCUGUAUGACUUCCUAUCUUCUGUGGAACGUAGAAGAAGAUAUUUUGAGAAAUGUCUCUGUCUUUCGUUUCGUUUCGUUCUUUUUGUCCGUACAGUGGAAGUCAAUGGGCGCCAAAAGUGUUUGGUUACUAACAUACUUCCAAAACAUCUUCUGUGUUCCGCAGAACAGCUUGUAUUACUCUAGUAUAAACGCUGGGUUUAACCACAAACAUGAAGGGUGGUAGUACACGGGUUUUCCUGCCAUCGUUUCAUCUUCGAAAACGGUUAACUGACAGCUUGUUGUCCAGGAAGUGACAAAUUCUGGAUAGGAAAUUAGGCAUAUUGGGAAACUGUUUAGGUUUAUUAUUAUUAUUAUUAUUAUUACUAACGCUUAUAUAAACGCUUUUUUAAAAUAAAGUUUUCGCUCUGGAA